UUCCGGGACUGCGACUUACAGACCCCCGGCUACUGCAAUUACAGGGUCCCGGAAGCUCUUCCGGAAGGUUUCUCCUGUAGCCAAUCAACGUUGAGGCCUUCCCCGGAAGGAGGCGUCUCCCGGAGCAACCAACCCGUCCGUCCGCCCGUCUUGAGUUUGGUGGCGGGAAAAGCCAUGAGUAAAAACCGGGCCGAGGCUGCGGCUGGAGCCCCAGGGAUCAUCCUGAGGUACCUGCAGGAACAGAACCGGCCCUACAGUGCCCAGGACGUGUUCGGGAACCUGCAGAAGGACCAUGGACUGGGCAAGGCGGCGGUGGUGUAGGCACUGGAUCAGCUGGCCCAGCAAGGCAAGAUCAAAGAAAAGACGUACGGCAAGCAGAAGAUUUAUUUUGCAGACCAGGACCAGUUUGACACAGUGAGUGAUGCUGACCUCCACAGCCUGGAUGCUAACAUUGUGGCCCUCACUGCUAAGGUGCAGAGCUUACAGCAAAGCUGCCGCCACAUGGAAGCUGAGCUGAAGGAGUUAACGAGUGCGCUGACCACUCCUGAGAUGCAGAAAGAGAUCCAGGAGUUGAAAAAGGAGUGUGCUUGCUACACAGAGCGACUGAAGAACAUCAAAGCAGCUACCAACCAUGUCACUCCAGAAGACAAAGAGGAGGUGUACAGAGAGAGGCAGAAGUAUUGUAAAGAGUGGAGGAAGCGGAAGAGAAUGACCACAGAGCUGUGCGAUGCAAUCCUGGAAGGAUACCCCAAGAGCAAGAAGCAGUUCUUUGAGGAAGUUGGGAUAGAGACAGAUGAAGAUCAUAAUGUUAUGCUCCCAGACCCCUGAAGGGCGGGCCCUAG
Acomys russatus (golden spiny mouse) is the source of this 842-nucleotide messenger RNA. RefSeq names its product PSMC3 interacting protein (gene Psmc3ip). The record is from RefSeq and is a predicted model, not a curated record. Gene Ontology annotation, cellular component: DNA recombinase auxiliary factor complex; condensed nuclear chromosome. The transcript has 8 exons. The coding region runs from base 502 to 828 and encodes 108 amino acids. NCBI's taxonomy places the organism in Eukaryota, Metazoa, Chordata, Mammalia, Rodentia, Muridae. Gene Ontology annotation, molecular function: recombinase activator activity; double-stranded DNA binding. Gene Ontology annotation, biological process: meiotic joint molecule formation; homologous chromosome pairing at meiosis; meiotic strand invasion involved in reciprocal meiotic recombination.